This is a messenger RNA of Pedinophyceae sp. YPF-701, 1506 nucleotides long. Lineage: Eukaryota; Viridiplantae; Chlorophyta; Pedinophyceae. The record is from the annotation of a GenBank genome assembly.
AUGAGCAGGUCCGAGGCUGAAGGUCCUGAGCCCGGCGACAGCGUCAGGUCCGCGCAGCAGCAAGCAGACGUCGAGGCCAAGCGAGCAAAGCAACGUGAGAAGAACCGGAGGUAUAAGGAAAGGAAAGCCGCGCGGUUGGCACAGGAGCGCGAGGCGGCGAGCCAGGGGACGCCCAAUGCAAGCGGGAGGGGCAACGACCCCGGCGCGGUGGUGCCAGGGCAGGCCGGGUCGGCCACCAGCACCCCGCGCGUAGCGUUGCUGCCAUUGAAGGCGCGGGGGCACAGCGAGAGCGGGCCCGAACCGCAGGGGACGGGCGGCGUGGCGAAGUCGAAGGCGCAGGAAGCUUCGGGUCUCCAGGCGACGCCUGAUGCAAGCCGUAGGGGCGGAAACAUCACUGCAGAAGAUCAGAAAGGCCUGGCGAGCGACGCGAGGCGCGCCGAGAUGACGCUUCGGCAGCCUCCGAUGGAUCCCCUGGACGGCCGGGAGCCGCAGCAGUGGACGGGCGACGUGUCGGAGGAGGUUGUCGCCAACUGGCGCAACAACGAGGACUGCUUUUGUUGGCAUCCGUGUCCUGAGGGGGCGAUUGAUCGCUCGCGCUGGGUCGACGUCUACUGGGACAUGGAUAACGUGGCGCUGCCUAGAUGCGGAUCCCCGCACGACCAGUUCAAGGUGCUUCUGAAGGUGUUUGGGCAAGGUUUCCCGAAGCGAUGCAAGCUGCACGUCUUCGUGUCGGACAUCAACUUUCAACGAGAUUACAGCUCUAACAGGCGCACAGAGAUCCGCAAGUUCUGCCCCGGGGUGUCCGUGCAGCUAUGUUUGGGAAAAUCCUUCGGGAAAAACGAAGUGUGCGACACGCAGCUCAAGGACGCAUUCGAUCGGAUGCUCAGUCGGCUGAACAGCAAGGGGAAUGUCGUGGUCCUCAUCUCAGGCGACGCAGACUUCCACCAGCAGCUAAUCGACGCGAAGCUCGCGGGUUCCUUGGUGUACGUGCUCCUCCCGAGUAAGCAGCUCGGGAGGAGCAACGGGAAGCUCACAUCGGCACACAACAAGGACCUCGCGAAGGAAGCACACUGGGUGCAGUACUACGACAACUUCAUGCUCUGGCACCUCGCGCGUGCAAAGGGGGGCCACGGGAACCUUUCCUCGGUCGACGUCGCAUCGCACGAGGUCCCGGUCGACAGCAGCGACGCCAGGGACUCUCCGACCGCGCGGCGCUCGGAUGCGGGGGCGUCUUCAGAUGGCAGCGCGGCUGACGAGGAGGGCGCGACGGAGGGUGAGGGGGAGGCGUCGAAGCGCAACGCGUCGACGCUGGAGAUGGGGACGCCCGGCGAGGGCGCGAGCGGGCGGGGGUCGCCAGGCAGCCCGGUGCGAGGCGGGCGUGCAAAGGCGCUGCCAGUUGACGCAGACGACGGCAUGACGCCGGUGCGCGUGGGCGGAGGGUGUUUCGGUUGCCGGAAGGGCCGUCGGCGGCAGCAGGUCGUUCCUCGCGCCAUGGAAGCGAUGUGA